AUGUCACUGGAUGAAACUUGGAAAUUUUCACAAUGUUUUGGAGAUAAAGGAGAUAUAGAUAAUAUAACAGAAGCAGAUAUCAUAUCAACUGUAGAAUUUGAUAGUACAGGGGAUUUUUUAGCUACUGGAGAUAAAGGAGGUAGAGUUGUAUUAUUUGAGAGAAAUCAAUCAAAAGAUAAAAAACAAAAUUGUGAAUAUAAAUUUUAUACCGAGUUUCAAAGUCAUGAUGCAGAAUUUGAUUAUUUAAAAUCAUUAGAAAUUGAAGAAACAAUUAAUAAAAUAAAAUGGUUAAAACUGGGUACUGAUUCAUUAUAUUUAUUAUCAACUAAUGACAAAACAAUAAAAUUAUGGAAAAUUCAAGAAAGAACUAUUAAACUAGUAAGUGAAAAUAAUCUUAAUGGAAUGAGUCACUAUUCAAAAGAUGGUGGGAUAUCUUCAUUGAAAUUACCACAACUACAAUUACAUGAUAAAUUAGUAUCAGCUCAACCUAAAAAAAUUUAUUCAAAUGCACAUGCUUAUCAUAUAAAUUCAAUAUCAGUAAAUUCAGAUCAAGAAACUUAUUUAAGUGCUGAUGAUUUAAGAAUAAAUUUAUGGAAUUUAGGAAUAUCUGAUCAAUCAUUUAAUAUAGUUGAUAUUAAACCAACAAAUAUGGAAGAAUUAACUGAAGUAAUAACAAGUGCAAAAUUCCAUCCUUUACAAUGUAAUUUAUUCAUGUAUAGUUCUUCAAAGGGAACAAUAAAAUUAUCAGAUAUGAGAUCAAAUUCUUUAUGUGAUACACAUUCUAAAAUAUUUGAAGAAUAUUUAGAUCCAUCAUCACAUAAUUUUUUUACGGAAAUCACAAGUUCAAUGUCAGAUGUUGAAUUUAGUCAUGAUGGUAGAUAUAUUGCAAGUAGAGAUUUUAUGACUGUUAAAAUUUGGGAUUUAGCAAUGGAAAAUAAACCUUUGAAAACAAUAAAUGUUCAUGAACAUUUAAGAGAAAGAUUAUGUGAUACAUAUGAAAAUGAUGCAAUUUUUGAUAAAUUUGAAGUACAAUUUAGUGGUGAUAAUAAAUCUAUAAUGACUGGUUCAUAUAAUAAUAAUUUUAUGAUUUACCCUAAUGUUAUUGGUACUGGAGGUGAUGCCAAACCAAAGACAAUUAAAAAACAUACAAAAAGAAAUAAUGAUUCAGAUACAGAAGAUUUGGAUCCUGCACCAAAUAAAAAUUCACCAAAUUCACAAUUAAAUGAUGAUGAUGACGAUGAUGAUGAUGAAGAAGAAGAAGAACCACAUCCAGAAGAUGAAGAAACAGAACAAGAAGAAAUUAUAUUACAAGCAGAUAAAUCUGCAUUCAAAUCCAAAAAAUCAGGUCAACAUCCAACAAGACGUAGAAUGAUGUCAGGUGUAGGAUCAAGUUUAACAUCAAAUAAUGGUUUAAAUUCAAAUGGUAAUAGAGAUUUUGAUGAAAUUGAUUUUAAAAAAAAUAUUUUACAUUUAUCAUGGCAUCCAAAAGAAAAUUCAGUUGCAAUUGCUGCUACUAAUAAUCUUUAUAUUUUUUCAACUUUAUGA
Messenger RNA from Lodderomyces jiufengensis, 1545 nucleotides. It is a transcript of the gene CDC55, whose product is annotated as protein phosphatase 2A regulatory subunit. Gene Ontology annotation, molecular function: protein phosphatase regulator activity; protein binding. Bases 1 to 1545 code for a protein of 514 amino acids. The transcript has a single exon. The record is from RefSeq and is a predicted model, not a curated record. Gene Ontology annotation, cellular component: protein phosphatase type 2A complex; cytosol. NCBI's taxonomy places the organism in Eukaryota, Fungi, Ascomycota, Pichiomycetes, Serinales, Debaryomycetaceae. Gene Ontology annotation, biological process: peptidyl-serine dephosphorylation.